Messenger RNA from Amborella trichopoda, 2121 nucleotides. RefSeq names its product high-affinity nitrate transporter 2.1. The record is from RefSeq and is a predicted model, not a curated record. Lineage: Eukaryota; Viridiplantae; Streptophyta; Magnoliopsida; Amborellales; Amborellaceae. Gene Ontology annotation, molecular function: nitrate transmembrane transporter activity. Gene Ontology annotation, biological process: transmembrane transport.
AAGGUCUUCUCUCUCUCUCUAUAUUUGUAUCUCUUCAUUUGAGAGACUUUCUCUUUCUAUAACUCUCUCUAAGGAAGAAGGCCGCUCAGCUGCCAUGGCUUCAGGAGUGGGAGUGGACGUAGAGAGCUCGCCCGGGACGUCCAUGCACGGUGUGACGGGGCGGGAGCCGGUGCUGGCGAUGAGCGUGGCAUCGCCGAUGGUUGCGACAGAUCAUACCGCCAAGUUCGCCCUUCCGGUGGAUUCAGAGCACAAGGCCAAGGUCUUCAAGCUCUUCUCCCUCGCCAACCCCCACAUGCGCACCUUCCAUCUCUCAUGGGUCUCCUUCUUCACCUGCUUCGUCUCCACCUUCGCUGCGGCCCCCCUCGUCCCCAUAAUCCGCGACAACCUCAACCUCACCAAGCAGGACAUUGGUAAUGCAGGCAUCGCCUCUGUCUCUGGCUCCAUCUUCUCCAGGCUCGCAAUGGGUGCCGUUUGCGACCUCCUUGGACCACGCUACGGAUGCGCCUUCCUCCUCAUGCUCUCGGCGCCCACCGUCUUCUGCAUGUCGCUGAUCUCCUCUGCAGAGGGCUACGUGGUGGUGCGAUUCAUGAUCGGCUUCUCGUUGGCGACGUUCGUGUCGUGUCAGUUCUGGAUGAGCAGCAUGUUCAACAGCAAGAUCGUGGGGCUGGCGAACGGGACGGCGGCGGGGUGGGGGAACAUGGGGGGCGGUGCCACCCAGCUGAUCAUGCCCCUGCUGUAUGAUGUUAUUAGGAAGGUGGGGGCGACACCUUUCAUUGCGUGGAGGAUUGCGUUCUUCGUGCCGGGGAUGAUGCACGUUGUGAUGGGAGUGAUGGUGCUCACCCUCGGUCAGGACCUACCCGAUGGCAACUACGCUGCCCUCCAGAAACAGGGGACCAAAAGCAUGGACAAGUUCUCCAAGGUGCUCUGGUACGCAGUGACGAACUACAGGACCUGGAUCUUCGCUCUCAUCUACGGCUACUCCAUGGGUGUCGAGCUCACCACCGACAAUGUCAUAGCCGAGUACUUUUACGACCGCUUCGACCUCCAGCUCCGAACUGCCGGCCUGAUUGCUGCUAGCUUCGGCAUGGCCAACUUUAUCGCACGCCCUGUGGGCGGCUUCUUGUCGGACUUUGGUGCCCGCCGCUGGGGCAUGCGUGCCCGCCUCUGGAACCUGUGGAUCCUCCAAACCAUGGGAGGACUCUUCUGCUUGUGGCUCGGCCGCUCAAACUCCCUCUCCAUGUCUGUCGUCGCGAUGAUUGCAUUCUCUGUCUGUGCCCAGGCCGCCUGUGGUGCUAUCUUCGGCAUCAUCCCCUUCGUUUCUCGGCGAUCCCUUGGUAUCAUCUCGGGGCUCACAGGUGCUGGUGGAAACUUCGGGUCGGGCCUGACACAGCUGCUCUUCUUCACGAGCUCGAAGUAUUCAACAGCCACGGGCCUCUCAUUCAUGGGGAUCAUGAUCAUGGCUUGCACCCUACCUGUGACCCUGGUGCACUUCCCACAAUGGGGAAGCAUGUUCCGGCCGCCAUCGAAGAAGGCUACCGAAGAGCAUUACUAUUGCUCAGAGUGGAACGAGGAGGAGAGAGCCGAGGGCUGGCAUGCCGGCAGCCUCAAGUUUGCAGAGAACAGCAGGUCGGAGAGGGGCUCGAGGGUCGCAUCAGCGCCUACACCGUCCAACGCCACCCCUGAUCACAACGGCGUCUAAUGGCCCAGAAGUUGAUCUUUCUUUCUUGCUCUCUGCACUCUUGAUCUUACCAACUCCGCCUCCCACUCUCAGAUCCUACUCUCUGUAAUUCUCUUCUUCCCCUGUUUACUUCUCUCUCAUCUGAUCGUCUCUGUAUUUCUCAUUUCCCCUUCAGUUCUUCUCUAUAAUAAACGAACUCAUCCUCUCUUGCCUUCAUUCUCUAUGAAACCCACCGAAAUGAACCUUCCCACUUUUUUCUUAUACAUUUUAAUCUGGUUUGAAUAUGCAAUGAGCUAUGAGGAAUCUGUUGAGUAUAUAUAUCUCUGUCGUGCUGAAGAGACGGCUGACAAAUGAAGUGGAAUCUUCAGUUUCCCAACUUCAGGGUGGAGGUUAUUUUGUAACGAUGUAAGAGAUUAGAACAUCUUUGUGUCCUAUAUAAUGGA